CAUGGUACGCGGUGUAAGCCAACACAGAAUUUUAUCAUGGACCUUGGGCCGAUGAAGAUAUUGAUGUUUGCUUGUCGGUAAUUUAAGCAAUGUUGGUCGAAUCAAUUACUAAACGCCUUAGAUCGAAAUAUCAAAUUUCUACAUUUCUCACUACUAAACAUCAGGUUUCAGACGACGAUGACGACGAAGACGAAGAAAUCGAAGAAGACGAAGAGUACGAAGAAUACAUUCGAACUCACCCAGAACCAUGGCAACCACCAGCAUACCCCUAUCGCCGACUGGGCGAAUGCGAAGUUCGAUUGCUCCGAAUUGUACCAGGAACGGGUAUGAUUGAGUGUCUUCUCCAUCAAAUGCCUUUAGAAGAUGCAACCACCUUCUACCCUUUAUCCUAUGUAUGGGGCGACACAACCCACCAGGAGACCAUCAUGUUAGAGGGGCAACCUUUCCAGGUCUCAAAGAACUUAUAUAGCGCACUGCACCAAUUCAGGCAGCGGCCCCACGACAUUGGCCACCCGAGAGACUACUUCUGGAUCGAUGCUAUUUGUAUCAACCAGAAAGACGUUGCCGAGAGGUCUCGUCAGGUAUCACGAAUGAUGGACAUAUAUCAUGCUGGUCUUACUGUUGUGUGGCUCGGCCCUAUCCCUGAGCGGCCACCAGCCAGUCUUUUCAAAGUGCUUGUUUCGUCAAAACAAACCGGCCGACACCGGCUAUCACGAGAAAAAGCUGUCAAAUUGUUAUUCAAGAAGGCUGGCUCAAUGUGGGCGGACUGGGAUCCUAUUGAUGAGGAUGAAAACAUAACUUUCCAUGAAGAGUUCGGAGACCUAUUUGGUGACAUCUUGCAGGUGAUGAUAUGGCUUUUGUGUCGUCCAUGGUACACAAGAGUUUGGACCCUCCAAGAGGCUUGCUUGGAUUCUGUGCCAAGAUUCUUUGCUGGACGCCACAGCAUACAUUCAUCUGAUUUCGGUGAUCUAUUUGAUAUCUUUUCUCAGAUCGACAGUUCUCUGUAUCUCACUCCAGGGGGCAAGCGGAUGGCUAGCUUAAAAGCCAUUCGGACUUUUUACAACUCUAUCGGUACGGGUAGCGAUAAAGACCCACAAAAGUUGGAGCUCGCUGAGGUCCUGUGGGAGUUACUUGCUUUUGUGAAUAUAAAACAAGCAUCAGACCCUUUGGAUCAAAUAUAUGGGCUGCUAGGUCUGCUCAAGCAUGUAAAGAAUGAACAGCUGCCGAGGGAACUAACGCCGAAUUAUGAUCUACCAUAUGAGCAAGUAUAUUGGGAUUAUACUGUCUUUUUACUUCAAGGUGUUGGGAGAUUGGAACUACUUGGUUAUAUGGGCAGCAGGCUUCCAAAUGUCCCGUCCUGGGUUCCCGAUUUUCGGCGUUUAGCCUUAGGAGCUAGGAAGGGUCCGAAGCAAACCAUACAUAUAUCGGCUGACAAGCGGACACUGUACCUACAAGGCUAUGUGCUUGGAACCCGCCAUAGUUCUAUCGAUGGAUGCACCGCCGCCGAUAUAAUGCCACGAAAUAACGCAAUACCGCGUGCGCUAUCCAAACGUCUAAACGAAAUCGAAAAACACAUUAUCGAACCAUCGGCUAGACUCAGAGGGAUGGUUGUUCAAGAAGUAUUCGAGGAAGUCGUCAGAGAGACGACGAGAAUUAUUCGCGCGGACGGUCAUGAGUCGUUCUACCAAGUACACCGCCGGAUGAGCAUGACAACUGCGGGUAAAGUACCUUGGUAUAAAAGAAGGAAAUCAACACGCAAUACUCGUUUGAAAGAAGAAUCGAUAGCGGAUCAGUUUAGUUCUCCUUGGGUGCUCAUGGCCGACGGCACCAUUUUACGUCUGAUGAGGGAAGGUGUCGAAGUGAAAGCGGAUGACUUGGUGUGCAUAUUCAAGAGCGCACACGCUCCAUGUUUGAUUCGAGCGUCGGGAGAAAAUUACAUCUUUCUAGGUCGCUUUAAGGUAGAAAGCGGGCCUCUUAAACUGCAAGAUUUUGGUGACAAUUUCUGGACUGAUAAAGAGGUUCAGGAUAUAAACUUGAUUUAGAUUCUGGAUAUAAGAGUUGGAGGUACUGGUUCCUAUUACCUAUAUUUCCCUAUUUAUGAAGGUAUGAGAUGACGUGUUCCUGGAUUGUUGAAUGAAUAUAUGGUAAACGAGUACAAUAGAAUAUUAGAUUGGAAGUAGGGG
Molecule: messenger RNA, 2183 nt
Organism: Annulohypoxylon maeteangense
Lineage: Eukaryota; Fungi; Ascomycota; Sordariomycetes; Xylariales; Hypoxylaceae
Product: HET-domain-containing protein
Exons: 1
Coding region: 90-2042 (650 amino acids)
Source: RefSeq, a predicted model, not a curated record